This is a messenger RNA of Cryptotermes secundus, 1469 nucleotides long. RefSeq lists its product as uncharacterized. The coding region runs from base 1 to 1266 and encodes 421 amino acids. The record is from RefSeq and is a predicted model, not a curated record. The transcript has a single exon. Lineage: Eukaryota; Metazoa; Arthropoda; Insecta; Blattodea; Kalotermitidae.
AUGGCUGAAGUAAGCUGUUGGUAUCAACUUCCGAGAUAUGUUGUACGACGUUUGUCUUCAAUACUUGAAGAGCAGGGAUUCGAUCUUCGAUCCUCUAACUGCGAAAUCACCUCAGUGUCAGCAAGUCUCUGGAUUUCCUCACUCUAUCGACUUAAAGUUACAGACGGCCCCAGGGCCAUGUCAUUCUACAUAAAGUGUCUUCCGUCGGACGUCCAAAGAAGAAAUGUUUUCGACAGCCAUCUGCAGUUCAGAAACGAAGCCAUAUUUUACAGCAAAAUAUUUACAGAGUUUGUGCAUUUCGGGAAGGAAAAAUUUUCUCACGAUUCGUGUGUUCCGAUUCGAAUCCCUAAGUGCUACGCAGCAGAGUGCAAGGGGGAGAACGCUUUCCUGGUCGUGGAGGACCUAACCUCUGCAGGCUUUGUCGUGUUGAGCCGUUUGAAAGUCAUGGCUCUUCACGAACUCCUUCUCGUUAUGAAAGAACUUGGACGAUUUCACGCCUUCUCUCUCGCCAUGAAGAACCAAGAUCCUGACAGGUUUUCCAAACUUAAAGAAUCCGUCUCCGAAAUAAUGUUUUCUAUUUCCGCGUAUAACAAAACAACGCGCGAUUUGGUUAAGUUUAUUCUUAAUGACGUAUUAGAGAUGCUGAAGGCACAUUAUCCGCAAAGUAAUUCGUAUUUAAAUAAAUAUGAACGCUUCGUUGGAGAUGCUGAAGACAGAAUUAUGAAGUUGAUCUACGAUGACUCCACAAAUGAAGCCUAUAACGUCAUCACUCACGGGGACUUAUGGGUCAAUAAUUUAAUGUUCCACUAUCCACCAGGAGCGUCGGGUAAGGAACCAGAUGAGAUGAGGUUCUUAGACUUCCAACAGACCCGGUACGCGUCUCCCGCCUUGGACAUAGGCCGACUGUUAUUCUUGGGGACAGACAGAAUGACGAGAGAGGCACAUCGAGAAGACCUGCUUCACUGUUACCACGACAGUCUGAGUGAAACCGUGAGUCAUCUUGGGUCAGACGUCGAGCAGUUGCUUCCAUUCUCUGCUUUGGAGCCGCAGCUCAAACACUGUGCACCUUUCAUUAUAUCUAAUGUACUUCUGAACCUUCCACACGCUUUGGAUGAGUGGGAAGGUAGUGAUGACGAAGUCGCAGGUGACGACAGUGAUGCCAUCAAGAGUGCUAUCAGAUCUGCUCACUCGAGAAUGACACCUGUUUGCAAGCGAAGAAUUAUUGAAGUAGUCGAGGAGUCUGUUGAUCGUGAUUACAUAAACUGAAUCUAAAGUUUGGAGGUAAAUGAACGAAAUGAACAACUUCUUGCAGCAUCGGUAAGUUUCAUCAGUUGCGUGUGGACUUCCUUUGAUGUGGAUAAUAACAUAAAUGAGAAUUUAUGUAGGAUUUAAAGUUCUCAUAACGGUGGUUAUGAAGAGUUCUCACUUCUGAGAUGUAACGGCACGUAGUCCGCUGAAAGCCAACCAAC